Messenger RNA from Colletotrichum spaethianum, 1080 nucleotides. Its product is annotated as NADH-ubiquinone oxidoreductase subunit, mitochondrial. The coding region runs from base 1 to 1080 and encodes 359 amino acids. Gene Ontology annotation, molecular function: protein-containing complex binding. The record is from RefSeq and is a predicted model, not a curated record. Lineage: Eukaryota; Fungi; Ascomycota; Sordariomycetes; Glomerellales; Glomerellaceae. Gene Ontology annotation, cellular component: mitochondrion. The transcript is spliced from 8 exons.
AUGGCCUCCUUUCCGACCGCCGUGCGGUCAACCCAGAAGGUUGCGCACAAUGUCCUGAGAAGGCAGCCCCUCCACGACAUCGCCAUCACCCGUACCGGCAAGCCCAUCCUGCGAACCCAGGGCGGAAGAUCCUCUCUCGGUGCUCGUCAAGGAUGCACCGUCGUCAUCCCCUACCGCGAGGAGAUGGCCAAGCGUCACUUGAAGGUUGCUGGUGAUCUUGGACGUGUUGUCUUCAUGGAGUACGACCUCCGCAACACCGAGUCAAUCGAGGCGAGCGUCAGACACUCGGACGUUGUCUACAACCUUGUCGGCCGCAACUACCCCACCAAGAACUUCACUCUGGAAGACGUUCACGUCGAGGGAACUGAGCGGAUAGCCGAGGCUGUUGCCAAGUACGACGUGGACCGCUUCAUCCACAUGUCCAGUUACAAUGCCAACUUGGAGUCUACUUCCGAGUUCUACCGCACCAAGGUCAGCCGAAGGAAGGCCCGCGGUGAGCAGGUCGCUCGUAGCAUCUACCCCGAGACCACUAUUGUGCGACCGGCACCGGUCUUCGGUUUCGAGGACAACCUUCUCCUGAAGCUUGCCAGCGUUAUGAACCUCUUCACUGCCAACAACAUGCAAGAGAGAUUCAGACCCGUCCACUCUAUCGAUCUCGGCCAAGCUCUUGAGCUGAUGCUCUACGACGACAGCACGGCUGGCCAAACAUACGAGCUUUACGGUCCCCAGGAGUACUCCAUGGCCGAGAUCGCUCAGUUCGCCGACCGUGAAAUCUUCAAGAAGCGCCGCCACAUCAACGUUCCCAAGUCCGUUCUCAAGCCUGUUGCUGGGCUCCUGAACAAGUACCUCUGGUGGCCCACUAUGUCUGCUGACGAGGUUGAGCGUGAGUUCAUCGACCAGGAGAUUGACGAGUCGGCCAAGACUUUCAAGGAUCUCGGCAUCGAGCCCGGUGACAUCAGCAAGUUCACGUACCACUACUUGCAAGGUUUCCGUAGCGCCAACUUCUACGACCUGCCCCCUGCGACAGAGAAGGAGAAGAAGGAGGAGCGCAAGUAUUUGCACGUUCUUGACGACCAGUGA